This is a messenger RNA of Chondrus crispus (carragheen), 1105 nucleotides long. RefSeq lists its product as hypothetical. The record is from RefSeq and is a predicted model, not a curated record. The transcript has 2 exons. NCBI's taxonomy places the organism in Eukaryota, Rhodophyta, Florideophyceae, Gigartinales, Gigartinaceae. The coding region runs from base 1 to 579 and encodes 192 amino acids.
AUGUGGUACUGGUUUCUGAAGUAUCACGUUGAGUCAGAGGACAUUGUCGACUCGGAGGAGCGCAAGCUAGUCGGCUCCUUCUUUUACGGUACCCUAUCAGCACGCAUGUUCUUUAACGCCUUUCUCGUCUCUGCGGGAGUAUUCACAGUCGCGGCCGGAGUCCUUUUAAUGGGGUUUGGAGUCAAUAGUGAGACUGUCGCAUCAUAUGCACACCUGUGCGGCCUCCUUGCGGCCUUGUUUAACGCCCUCAUGUGGAUUCCACAAAUUCUUGUUACAUAUGCUUUUGGCCACAAGGGCGCCUUGAGCAUGGGUUGGGUUUUGGCGUCUGUUAUUAUGGAUGUGGCUUACUCCAUCUAUCUUUCGGCGAUGGGCAUGCAUUGGUCUGUUUGGGCGAAUAAUAUUCCCGAUGGUAUCCAAACUGGCAUUCUCCUCGUCAUGCUUAUUUGGUUCGAGUACAGAGACCGCCAACGAGGCCUCGAUGAUUUCGGACACCACCUUGAAAACCGCGCCAAUGAACCAGUGCUGGCGACACUUCUUACGGAAGGCAGUGUGGAUAGAGCAGAAUUCACAGAGCUGUAAUAAGUGUAGCACGGUAUGUGCUCGAGCACUGUCAAGCAAGUGAGCGCGAUAACGGGACGGAAGGCGUUUUGUAUAUUAGAUGCGGGUAAACAAGCAAGCUGUACUGAACCAAUUUGCUCGCACUUGGCAGGGAAAUGCUCAUUUUUAUUCUAGCCGAAAAAGUUGUCGAGAGAGAGAAUGGCUGGAUGAUGUGUAAAUAGUAAGGCGAUUCGUGAUAGUGAGACGAACAUGCAGGAAACUUGUGGAGAAAGGAUUCAGGUCUCGAGGACAGUUUUGAUAGUUCAAGACGAUGACGUCGAGGAUUGGAGGUCUCCUCAAGAUCCAUGUUUGUGAAUGCACUAGGGCGAGCGACGAACUCCUGCUGCCGGUGUCAUUAUGGAGAUAUUAAAAAAGCCGGUGCUAUUCUUUUCGCGACGACGUCUGUCAGGGUUUGCAGGGCAAGACAUCUAUGGUAUGUUGUUGCAAUGGCACAGCCGUAUCGCGAGAAGAGCAUUUAGUAAAUAAACAUUUCUUAUUUUUGAUGUUC